Messenger RNA from Momordica charantia (bitter melon), 654 nucleotides. Its product is annotated as HrpN-interacting protein from malus protein. The record is from RefSeq and is a predicted model, not a curated record. Lineage: Eukaryota; Viridiplantae; Streptophyta; Magnoliopsida; Cucurbitales; Cucurbitaceae.
ACAAGAUGUCAAGAUCUCAUCUUCACCGCUGAUUAGUCCUCUCCUCUCCUCGCUGAUGGCGCGACACUGCUUCCCUUCCAUUGCCAAAAUCCCAAAACCCUCCACGGGUCAGCGGGGAAGAUCAGUCGAGCGCCAAAAGACACAGAGCAUCAAAUUAAGCUUCUUACACGAAGAAUAGCACCAGCCACUUAAAGUUAGAUAUGGGAGGCAGAGGAGUUAUUGGUGAUAAAUGGUCCAUGAGGGUUCUCUGGGUCUGUGCCAUAGGGAGUGCAAUUGGUUUGUAUAUGGUUGCUCAAGAAAGACAAUUACAGAACAGGCAAAGAAUGUUGGCUGAGAGUCUGAAUGAUGUAGAAUCAGGAGGUACUGGUGAAAAUGUUUAGGCAUUUUGGGAUGUUGAUGAAACGUGAGUCUUAAAAGCUAUGGAGAUUCCGUCGUGUCCGAGUUGGUUAUGACCCUUCUGCUGGCUCAAAUCAAUACUGUGAGUUUCCAAAAAUGUGAAAUAAUUAGAGUAUGUUUGAUAUUGAACGUAGAUUUCAUAUGAAUUCAUGAGAUACAAUAAGCAUACUAAAUCAGUGUUUAGUAGGCCAUUUUGAGAAAUGGAAUUUUCUCGGAGUCCCAACUUUUGACAUUGAAAUGUUGGAUUUGUUUUCUCUA